AUGUAUAUUUUCCUUCUGUUAACGACUUUUCUUCAACUUGAAUCGAUUCGAAGUAAAGGUAAAUAUGAUUUCGGUCCAAAUCAAUUAGCAUCGAAUGUUUGGUAUAGACCAAAAGGACAGUUAAUCAAUGGUCAUUACGAACAUAGCUAUUCAAAUUUUACCUUAUGGCCAAAACUUCGACAACAUCUGAUAAAAAACAAUGGUUCAAUAUCAAUUCAAGCCUCAGAAAUCGGUUAUAUGACUAAUGACAUGUUAAUGGCUUUUCGUCGACAGAAUCUUUCCAUCAUUGUCGUUUCACCUGCAUUUACUCAAUGUUAUGAUGGAACAUCGUUAGGUUUAUUAGAAUUCUAUGGUCAAUCGCCAUCAAAAGACAAUUUAUUUUGUCAAAUAUUUCAAAUCUGUGAUCCGAUCGAUCGACAAGAUCCGAAUGGAAAAGGCUGGUUCGUAACAAAGGACGGAUUUUCCUUUACACCUGAUUUGUUGAAUUUCGAUGAGCGAAUGCCAAACCUGGUUUCAUAUCUCGACUAUGACAAACUAAUCAAUCGAACAGUAAAUCCGGUUGAAUGGUAUUUUCCAAGUCGUUCAUGGAACGACCGCAAAGCUUUCGCUCGUAUCGAUCCGUGUCCUCAAGCAGGUUCGAAUCGCACCGCGAACUUAAUGUCCGAUUAUGUCAAAUACAUUUCGAUCAUGAAUCAAAAGUUCAACUCAACAAAAAUUCCCCAAAUUCAAAUCAAUUGGA
Molecule: messenger RNA, 739 nt
Organism: Adineta ricciae
Lineage: Eukaryota; Metazoa; Rotifera; Eurotatoria; Adinetida; Adinetidae
Source: the annotation of a GenBank genome assembly